This is a messenger RNA of Cuculus canorus (common cuckoo), 2669 nucleotides long. It is a transcript of the gene TXNDC12, whose product is annotated as thioredoxin domain containing 12. The transcript has 7 exons. The coding region runs from base 81 to 587 and encodes 168 amino acids. The record is from RefSeq and is a predicted model, not a curated record. Gene Ontology annotation, cellular component: endoplasmic reticulum. Lineage: Eukaryota; Metazoa; Chordata; Aves; Cuculiformes; Cuculidae.
AAAAAGGGGAAAAAAAGGAGGGGAAAAAAAGAGGAAAAAAAAGCUCAACCCCGGGAGGCGGUGAGGUGCUGCCCGGCACCAUGAAGGCUGAGCCCGCGGCAGCCGCGAUCGCCUGCCUGUGCCUGUGCCUGGGGCUGUGCCUGGCCGCCCAGGGGCUCGGAAAGGGUUUUGGAGAUCAUAUUCAUUGGAGAACGCUAGAAGAUGGGAAGAAAGAGGCAGCAGCCAGUGGUUUGCCUCUCAUGGUUAUCAUCCACAAGUCCUGGUGUGGAGCUUGCAAAGCUCUAAAGCCAAAAUUUGCUGAAUCCAAGGAGAUCUCUGAACUUGCCCACAAUUUUGUUAUGGUCAACCUCGAGGAUGAUGAAGAGCCAAAGGAUGAAGCCUUUAGUCCUGAUGGAGGUUACAUUCCCAGAAUCCUUUUCAUGGACCCCAGUGGAAAAGUCCACCCAGAGAUCAUAAAUGAGAAAGGAAACCCCAGCUACAAGUAUUUCUAUACCAAUGCUGAUCAAGUUGUCCAAGGGAUGAAGGAGGCCCAGGAGAAGCUAACAGGUGAUGCUUUCAAACAAAAACACCUGGGAGAUGAACUAUAAUGGAUACACUGAAUGAUGCUUUUCCAUCACUUCAAAACUCUAAAAGGAAAUGAUUAAACAGACCAAGAAUGUAGAUGUGCUAGAGGGAUGUAAUUCUCCAGUCAACAAUGUUAGGUUAAACCCUCUUUGGAGUUCACACACAUUCAUCAAUUACAGUGUUAUCUCCUCCUCUGCCUGGCAGUUUGUACCUUAAUGGUUAUUUGCAACUAGGUAAUGUGCAAACACAUCAGUUUUUGUAUUUGAGCAACCACUAACAUUUGUUUUUAAAAGGGAGGUACAUAGGACAAAUCGUUGCUUUGAGGACAAAUAGUGUGAUUGGAAUAACUAGAAGUAGCCAGCAUUUUGAUGAUUAAUCGGGGUUGGAUCUCUCUUUCCUCACUGGUAUUAUGUGAUCCCAUUGUUUUUACUGGGGAUCCCUAUGAAUGGGGCAUGUUCCUGGGCCAGGCAUUUUCUAGACAUCCCAAAACAUUAAUUCUGCCACUAAGCCAAGUAGUUAAAUUUCAUGAAUGUCCAAGUAGCAUGUGAAAUUACUUGCUCUGCAAACAUAUUUUUGUGUAAAACUGUGUGUGAUUCAUCUUUAUUCGCCUUUGGGCAGAAAUCUAACUUCUUCCUUGUGCACUCACCUUUUGAUUGUUCUAUCAAGUGAGGGUGGGUUAUGUUGAAGCUUUACGGGGUUUCCCCUUUUAUUCUUUGAAUGUUUUUUGGUGAAUGCCUUGUCAUCACAUUGUACUGUAUUUUUGUACCAGGGUGAAAAAUUAAAACUUUUUAAACAUAAGCAUGCAGACAGUGUUUUGUGGUAAAGGGCAUAGCUUUCCAUUCUUAAGGAUGGGGGAAUAUAUUUUUGUUUAUGUUGCAGUGGUUAUUACUGUUGAAUGUCACAGCUGAAGAAGGUUUCUCCUUUUUAUAAUUAAAACACAACAGUUGUUUUUCCAUGUAAUUACAAUUCAGCCAUUCCUAUGAUGCCUAUACUCUUGGGGGCACAGUGAUACCUAGUGUUUGUCUACUGGAACUGAAGAUUGGAGAGGAGGGGAAAAAAGGUCUCUCUUGAUCUGCUGGUAACACUUUUUCCACCGCAGCCCAGGAUGCUGUUGGCUGCCUUUGCCACGAGGGCGCAUUGCUGGCUCACAGUCAGCUUGUUCUCUACCCGGACUCCCACAUCCUCUGCAAAGCUGCUUUCCAGGCUUUCCGCUCCCAGCCUGUACUGGUGCAAAGGUUGUUUCUCCCCAGGUGAAGAACUUUGCAUUUCCCUUUCUUGAACUGCCUGACAGCCCUCUCUGCCCAUUCCUCCAUCCUGUUGAGGUCCUUCUGAAUGGCAGCACAGCCAUCUGGUUAUCACUUGCUCUCCCCAGUUUUGUGUCAUCUGCCCGUGUGCUGAGAGUGGACUGUGUCCAUUCAUCUAGGUUGUUAAUGGAAGAUGUUACAAGAUCAACCCCAGGGUACUUCCCUAGGGACCUGCCCCUUUCAGCCCAGCAGCUCUGUCAGUGUUCCAUCACCUCACUGCCCAUUUAGUUAGGUUGUACUUCAUCACUCUGUCUAUGAGGAUGCUGUGGGAGAGGGCCAGUGUCAAAAGCCUUACUAAAGCCAAAGUAACACCUACUGCUUGCCCCCCACCCACCAGUCACCUAAAGGAAAAAGUCCUGCCCAAAAGGCACUUGCCAUAACUUCCCAUAAUAAACAGAGAGAGAAUUUUCUACAGAUAAUUUCUGAAGAGCUAUCUGAGGACAUUAGUUGGGGAAAAAAUGUUAUAUACAAUAAACUUGUCUACUGAGUCCAUUUUUACUCCUCAGUAGUAGUAUGAAUUUUACUCUCCCAACUGAUCUAAGGGAUUUUAGAUGUCAAGACUCAAUUGGGCAUAAAAAGACAAGAACUCAAUGGAAAUAAUGGAAUUAUUGCACAUUACAAUUACCCUGUUUAGCUACUAAAAGUUAUUCUACAGGUUUUAUCCCCCGCUUCUCUUGAAAAUUGUCUAAUAAAUUAACCAUGAAAUUGAACUUGGCAACUAUUCUCAAGUUGUAUCAGCCUUCAAAGUACAUAAGUCUAUGUAAGUCCUGAAAAUGGGUUUGUGUUUUGCAAAAUUGUCUU